Molecule: messenger RNA, 4188 nt
Organism: Linum trigynum
Lineage: Eukaryota; Viridiplantae; Streptophyta; Magnoliopsida; Malpighiales; Linaceae
Source: the annotation of a GenBank genome assembly
UCCCACCUCAUUGCUGCCGAGCUGAGUUUUGUUGGAUUUCCUUACUUCUAGUCAACAACUUCGGAUUUGGGGAAAAUUUUGUCGGGGUGAGACGUCACCUCAAUGGGUAAAAACUAACCUAGAAUCAUAAUUAACAUAAAUAAGGUAUUGAGCAAUCACAGUUAGCGUUAUACCCUUCUUGUUCUCAUUAUACUAGUACCUCUAUAAACAUUCACCACUCACACAUACACAUAUAGAACCAACAUAAAUUCAACAAUAGUAUCAUACCCAUUCAAACAUCAUCAAUCGCCACAUACACACAUAUAAAAAUUGACUCACAACAAGCAUAUGCACAUACAAGCAUCCAUCAUCCACUCCGGCCUAGUCAUGCACCAUCAUCUUCUUUCCCACCUCCUCCCCGUUGCUUAGGCUCCCCCACCUCCGCCUACCUAAAGCAUCGGUGACUUCCUCCCAUAGCCCGAGCAAUCGGCACAUAGCCGAAUAUAUACACACAAAAUCCUUACUGGGAACUUAUCACAUCAUCAUAUUCUUCGGGUGCAUGACUAACUCUUUAACACACACAUGCAAAGGAACACACGGCCAUAUCACAUCAUAUCAAAUCCAUAACCAUUAUCCACAUCAUAUGCAUCACCAUUAUUAAUAACAUAAUUGUCAUCAGUACGGAGGCCUUCAUGCCUCUUUAUACUCAUCUCAUCAACAUUCUUAUCAUUAUGCACAUUGAGCUUCCCCUAUCACUUAAAUGCCCAUGCAUUAACAUAGAAAUCACACCACAACAUCAUCAUAUCAUAUUAUCAUUAACACAUACUUAAACACACAACCACACUUUACCAUAAUUCAAUUCGCUACUUCAUAUUUGAGCCGCUUCAUGACCCAAAUAUCAUGCUCGUAUUAAUUAAGUUACUGGGUUAGAAUUUGUUAGAAACGGAACAACAACAAGAACGAGGUUAUCGAAUCUGGAGCUGAGUCGCGGACUAGAUCGCUCUCUUCAACCCAUGAUCCAUGACCUACUCUCUUGAUCAUAAUUAUAGGCCCGAUUAGGUUUUCCCAAAAUCCUUCAUGACUCAUUGUCCAUCGUGGGAUCAAAAGCCCACUAUAUCACCCAUUCCAUUUGUUAACAAUUUAUGUACCCAGCUUUAGAUAUCCUCAACUCAAAAACACAUUGUUUUUUUAUUGAUGUUAUUAUUGGUAGUGAUUUUCAUGUAUUGGUAUUGUGGUAGUGAUAGUGUUUUAUGUUUUGGUAUUGAAUUUUUUUUACAAUGAUAUUGAUGUUUUUUCGAAGUGGUAAUAGUUGUCUAACGGAUUAGUAUUGAUUUGUUGUUUUUUUUACAGUGGUAUUAGUUCGGCUGAACGGAGACAAAAAAAAAAGAUGGAGAAAAAUAAGGAAGGGAGAUCUGGGUGGAAAUUGCGAAAGUGAGAGAAAGAGAGAGAAAAAUGUAAUUAAUAUAUAUUUAUGUAACUUCUUAAUAUGUAAUUUAUUAAAAAAAUAAUUAAUACAAUUUUUUUUAUAUCCAAUUUGCCUCUAAUAACCAUUAGAGGUGGCAAUUCUCAAUCGACAAUCCAAUCCACCAACCCAUUAAAAAUAUCCACCAAUCCAUUUAAUCCAAAUCCAAUUAGAUUGGUGGAUUAAUGGAUUGAUCCAUGAAUCCAAAUGGCAAAUUACGGUUUGGUACCUAUAAUUUUUAUAUUUUAUAUUUUGGUACCCAAAUUUAAAUUUUAUACAAAAAUAUCAUUGGAAAAUUACGUUUUGGUGUCUACAAUUUUUUAUUAUGACAUUUUAAUACCUAAACUUUUCACAUUUUACAUAUUUGUCCUUGGUUGAGAUGUCAUUUGGAUUCAUGGAUAAUCCACCAAUCCACUUGAUCCAAUUCAUGAAUCCACCAAUCCAUUUGAUCCAUGGAUCCACUAAUCCAAUUCACCAAUCUAGGGAUAAUCCAUUUGCCACCACUAUUAACCAUGGUGAGCUAAUAAUCGUGAAUAUAUGAUUACUGAAACUUAGAGCAUGCUUGUGAUAGCAUAAAAAUUGAUUGCAUGUAACAACUUACAAAGAGAAAAGAAAAACAGAGGAAGCAAAUCAUUACCCAUUUAAUCAAAUCUCCACCAGAUUACACCUCCCUCUGUCUCUCUCAGAAGAUUCCCUCCCCAGAAAAUCAAUUUUCCUUAAUUCUUUUGUUCAUACCAAUAUACCAUUUCCCUUUUUAAAAAACUAACUAAAUCAUUGUAAUAAAUCCAGAACAACUUUGAGUAUCAAUUCAUAUCAAUUCAGGUAUGCACCAACUGAAGCAUAAUAAUCAACUGAGUCCCAAAGCUCCCCACUCUUCUUCUUCCUCCACCGCCGCCGCCGCCAAGACCAUGCUGGAGCGGGUCCUCUCUUCCCGCCGCUACGGCCCCCACUCCUCCGACGACCCACCGCCCUCCUCUUCCUCUACUUCCCCGGAAGGCCACGCCAUUUCCUCCUUCGUCUCCGCCGACGAGUCCAAGACCAAGCCCCCCAACCUCUCUUCCUUGGCCUCCAAUUACAUCUCCAGGAUGUCCCACUCUUCCUUCCACUGCGUCAUCUUCGGCCUCCUCCUCUUUGUCCUCGCCCUCAUCGCUUCGCUCAUGUACCACUCUCGCUCCCUCGUCUGCAUCUCCCGCUUCGAUCCCAAGUCCCGGGUCGGUUUUUUCGGGAUCGACGGCCUUGAGUCCGACUUCGCCGCCCUCGGUGUCCCCUGGUGCAGAUCGAAACAUGGUAAGACAGUUGACUGGACAUCCAAGGAUUUGGUCAAGGCCUUGGAAGAGUUCAUACCAAUUUAUGAAACUCGGCCAAUCAAAAACAACAUGUACGGAAUGGGUUUCGAUCAUAGCUUUGGGCUAUGGUUUAUGGCACGGUGGCUUAAGCCGGAUCUUAUGGUCGAGAGUGGUGCUUUCAAGGGUCAUUCAACGUGGGUCCUUCGCCAAGCAAUGCCAGAAACUCGAAUCAUUUCGCUUUCUCCAAGGCACCCUGAGAAGUACCUGAAGAAGGGUCCGGCUUAUGUUGAUGAAAACUGCACCUACUUUGCUGGAAAAGAUUUUGUAGAUUUUGGAAGUGUUGAUUGGAAGAGUGUGAUGAGUCAAUAUGGAAUUACUGAUCUUUCACGGGUCCUUGUCUUUUUCGACGACCAUCAGAAUGAACUGAAAAGGAUAAAGCAGGCGCUGGAUGCUGGGUUUCAACAUCUGGUUUUUGAGGACAAUUAUGAUACUGGAACUGGUGAUCAUUAUUCGUUGAGGCAGAUAUGUGAUCAGUCCUACAUAAGAGGUGGUGGCCACAGUUGCUUCAGAGAUAGCGAUGAAGCCAGGAUUAGGUCAAAGAGGAAGAAAUUCUGGGAGAAGGCAGUAGAUAUAGAUGAACUCUGUGGACAGAACGAGGCAUGGUGGGGCGUCAGAGGAUGGAUGCGUGACAACUUCAACCACAGCAAUAAGCCUAUUUCCUACGAGGAACACUUCCAGAACAGCCGGUUUAUCGAGUCGAUACUCGACUUAUACUGGGAGCUCCCACCGGUAGCCGGUCCUUCUCUCACGCAUCAAACUCGUUAUGAUCCAGCUCGUGUUACCAAUCCCAUUGUUGAAGACGGGCGGUAUGGAUUGUUCCAGCGGCUGGGGUUGAGUAAGCUCGAUAAUUCUGUAUUUAACGGUUACACCCAGAUGGUGUACCUUCAAAUCUCCGAACAACCUUAGAGCAGUUUUUUUUUUUCUGGGAUGAUUUUUUCUGUUAAUUUUUGCAAUAGUUGAAAGACUCGAAAGUUGUCCAUACUAAUAUUCCCCUUUUUUCUCAUAUUAGCUGGUGGCCUGACUGAAGAGGAUAGUACAUAAGUGGUUUUGGUUUGCUCCAGUUUUUGUUUCUCAUAUCGGUUCAAAGUUCUGAACCACUCCACUUGUAUUCCGUGGAUUCCACUUGCACUUCGACUCGAUCAGGUUAUAGAUUGAUAAUUUGUGUCACUUUCAGACUCGUUGGCUUGGGCUUCAAGUCAAUUGAGUUACGGGUUAGUCAACUUGUGGGUUCAUUGGAUAACUGAUCAAUUGCAUACAAAUUUGAUCACAUGUUGCCGGUGGUUGAGUUUGGUUGGAGGAGGUCCUAUUGCACAGGCUGAGCAGAGCAUACUGGAUCACGAAUGCUGAUGAUGAAGUUAUAGUUCUAUUCAGUAUAUAAAUCAAUAAGGUCAAGUGUUGAUC